AUGGCUGACCUCCUGUUCCCAGGGCCCUACUGUAAGUACAGGCUGCAGGAGAAAAUGACCACCUUGAGCCAACCACCCUGCACGGUGACAGCCCACGAGACCUGUGAUUGUAUCAACACGAGGACUCUAAUAAUGGACGUUAGAGAGUUGAUGAACUGCCCUCACAGACCCAACAUCACCCAGAGAGAACUCUACAGGGUGAUCUUACGUUCCUGUUGUAAUGCUACAGGCGAGAUGAUCCUGACCAAUCAGAACACUAAGUCGGGCCAGAAGAUCCACUAUGAGACCAACCAAAAGCUAUUUAAAACAGUCGACAAGAAACUACACAGCAUGCUGCCAAAGGCCUUACCCUGGAGUAAAGGUUUGUUGGGUCAUUGUGCCGUGGUGGGAAGCGGAGGAAUCCUGCAGAAUAGCAGCUGUGGAGCAGAGAUAGACAGUGCUGAUUACAUCAUCAGGUUUAACCUGGGUCCGGUCACCAACAGUAAGGAUGUGGGGAACAAAACCCACCUGAUGACCAUCAACCCCAGUCAGAUCAGAGGUUACCGCAAUCUGACGAAGGACCCUCAACCGUUGGCCAAUCGUGUCGCAGUUUAUGGGAACGCCUCCCUGCUCCUGCCGGCAUUCAGCUACCAAUUCUGUACUGGACUGUCAUUGAAUGCUUACCACGCCCUUCAACCGCUGAGGCCCAAUCAGAAGGUGGUAUUCUUCAACCCCAAUUUCAUGCUUAAUCUGGGCAGGAAGUGGAAAGGGCAGGGCUUAAAAGAGCCACGCCUCAGCACCGGGCUGAUGCUGGCUAGUGUCGCCAUGGAACUCUGCGAAGAGGUUCAUAUUUACGGUUUCUGGCCCUUCUCUCUGGAUCUAAACCACAAUCCUUUGCCCCAGCAUUACUAUGACAAUGUGGGCCCUAACAAAGGCGUCCACUCCAUGCCUGAUGAGUUCCAACUGCUACUGAAGCUACACACACAGGGAGUGCUGCAACUACACCUGGGACACUGCUGA
Messenger RNA from Salvelinus namaycush (lake trout), 999 nucleotides. RefSeq names its product alpha-2,8-sialyltransferase 8F-like. The transcript is spliced from 6 exons. Bases 1 to 999 code for a protein of 332 amino acids. The record is from RefSeq and is a predicted model, not a curated record. NCBI's taxonomy places the organism in Eukaryota, Metazoa, Chordata, Actinopteri, Salmoniformes, Salmonidae. Gene Ontology annotation, biological process: oligosaccharide metabolic process; N-glycan processing. Gene Ontology annotation, molecular function: alpha-N-acetylneuraminate alpha-2,8-sialyltransferase activity.